GAAGAAGUAAUGGCGACGUCGGUGGAAUCCGACUUCCCUCGGGCUAGAGGAGCCCGAAAGGGCCGAAAUGGGAAUAUCCUCAUAAGAAUUAGACAAAGUCAGAUUACUGGCCGGGGUAUGAGCCGAGGGACACAGAUCCCGGAGGCCCUGCUCCAGGAGAGAGACAGUCGCGCCCGGUGGCACGGGGUCCCCGUUUAUGUGCAGAAGCUGUAUGACAGCAGCCACCCCAACAGCGACCUGUCCCAGUCCCACGGAGUUCUGAAGGAGCUGUCGUCCUUGCUGUCCAUGGAGGCCAUGUCGUUUGUAACAGAAGACAGAAAGACAGCGCAGGAGUCCACCUUUCCCAACACAUACACCUUUGACCUCUUUGGAGGUGUUGAUUUACUGGUGGAGAUCCUAAUGAGGCCCACACUGAUUCCACAGAGGAAAAACACCAAGAUGAAUGAUAACCUAGUCAAGGACUGCCUAAGUGUUCUUUACAACUGCUGUAUAUGUACUGAAGGGGUGACAAAGAGCCUGGCUGCAAGGAAUGACUUUGUCCUGUUCCUCUUCACGCUGAUGACCAAUAAAAAGACCUGCCUGCAGACAGCCACACUAAUUGAGGACAUCCUCGGGGUCAGAAAGGAGAUGAUCCAUCUGGAAGAUGUCCCCAACCUGCCUGCUCUGGUGCAGAGUUUCGACCAGCAGCAGCUCGCAAACUUCUGCCGCAUCCUGUCUGUCACCAUCUCCGAGCCUGACGUCGACAAUGACGACAAACACACCCUCCUGGCCAAGAAUGCCCAGCAGAAGAAGAACGCCAGCCCGUCCCGUGCCGAGAUAAACCAAGUGACCCUCCUGAACAUCCCAGGCUUCAUCGAGCGUCUGUGUAAGCUGGCCACACGUAAGGUGUCCGAGGUCAUGGGAACCUCCAACUUCCUGCAGGAGCUGGAGGACUGGUACAGCUGGCUGGACAACGCCCUUGUCCUCAAUGCCCUAAUGCAGAUGGCCAAUGAAGAGGCGGAGCACAGCAGCACAGAGUCAUCAGAUGAGAGCACGCUGGCAGCGAGCCCCCUCAGACACCGGCUGCCGCAGUCCAUGAAGAUGGUGCACGAGAUCAUGUACAAGGUGGAGGUGCUGUACGUCCUGUGCGUGCUGCUCAUGGGCCGCCAGAGGAACCAGGUUCACAAAAUGCUGGCGGAGUUUCGUCUGAUCCCAGGCCUCAACAACCUGUUCGACAAACUGAUCUGGAGGAAAUACACGACCUCCAACCACGUCCUGCACGGACAGAACCAGAACUGUGACUGCAGCCCGGAGAUUUCCUUCAAAAUUCAGUUCUUGCGGCUACUUCAGAGCUUCAGCGAUCAUCAUGAAAACAAGUACUUGCUGCUGAACACCCAGGAGCUGAACGAGCUCAGCGCCAUCUCUCUGAAAGCCAAUAUCCCAGAGGUGGAGGCCUUGGUCAACACAGACAGGAGUUUGGUGUGUGACGGUAAGAAGGGACUGCUGACCCGGUUGCUCACAGUUAUGAAGAGGGAGCCUCCAGACUCAUCAUUCCGGUUCUGGCAGGCGCGUGCAGUGGAGAGUUUCCUGCGUGGGACCACGUCCUACGCUGACCAGAUCUUCCUGCUGAAGAGAGGUCUGCUGGAGCACAUCCUGUCCUGCAUCAUCGACAGCGGCUGCAGGUCCCGCGACGUGCUUCAGAGCUACUUUGACCUGCUGGGCGAGCUUAUGAAGUUCAACCUGGACGCCUUCAAGAGGUUCAACCGAUACGUCAACACAGAGGAGAAGUUUCAGAUCUUCUUGACUCAGAUCAACAGUUCCUUGGUAGACUCCAACAUGCUGGUGCGCUGCAUUGUCCUGUCCCUGGACAGGUUCCAGAGCCAGAUGGAGGAUAUUAAAGUGGUUGAAGUGCUCUCGGAGUGUUGCCUGCUGUCCUACAUGUCUCGAGUGGAGAAUAGACUGACGUUCCUCUUCAGGCUCAUCAACAUCAUCAACGUGCAGACGCUCACACAGGAAAACGUGAGCUGUCUCAACACUAGCCUGGUGGUAUUAAUGCUGGCAAGAAGGAAAGGCAAGCUGCCUUUCUACCUGAACGCCCUGCGGGAGAAGGAGUAUGCCGAGAAGUACCCAGGCUGCCUCCUCAACAACUUCCACAACCUGUUGCGCUUCUGGCAGUGCCAUUACCUCAACAAGGACAAGGACAGCACCUCCCUGGAGAAUAGCUCCUGCAUCUCCUUCAGCUACUGGAAGGAGACGGUGUCCGUCCUGCUGAGCCCUGACAGGACUUCUCCGUGUGCCAUAGCUAGCUACAUCGACGAGGCCUACAAAGAACUGGACACAGAUCAGAUGGAGGAUGCGUUCUGACCGGGGCAUAGGGGUGUGGUGUGGGUGAGAGGGUGUUGGAGGGGGUGCAGGGCAGGGAAGGACAGGGAAGGGAAGGGAACGGGGCUUGCAAGCCCUGGAGCGCAGAUGAGAUCCUCUGAGAGAACUGUUGCAGAGGCAUGGCCCUCUGUGGUGCUGUGUCAGUGUGCAGCAUUUCUGCCUUGCUGUCGGAGGGAGGAGAAGACUGUGGCCCUCACUGAACCACACCCAUUUUUUUCCUUGUCACCAGAUGGAGGAUAGGAGCAGGAACAGUAAAAUAGACUUAAUUUCAUGGAAGCGCAACAGUUUUAAGUUAGUGGUUUGCUUUAGAUGAACUCAA
This is a messenger RNA of Megalops cyprinoides (Indo-Pacific tarpon), 2680 nucleotides long. RefSeq names its product short transient receptor potential channel 4-associated protein-like. Gene Ontology annotation, biological process: ubiquitin-dependent protein catabolic process. The record is from RefSeq and is a predicted model, not a curated record. Lineage: Eukaryota; Metazoa; Chordata; Actinopteri; Elopiformes; Megalopidae. The transcript is spliced from 19 exons. Gene Ontology annotation, molecular function: phosphatase binding. Bases 10 to 2343 code for a protein of 777 amino acids. Gene Ontology annotation, cellular component: Cul4A-RING E3 ubiquitin ligase complex.